AUGGACGCGGCAUCCCUCUUCAAUGUCAAGGACAAAAUCGUCCUCGUAACAGGCGGCGCCAAGGGCAUCGGCCUAAUGAUCUCAGAGGGCUUCGUCGCGAACGGCGCAACAGUGUACAUCUCGUCGCGGGACGCGGCGACGUGCACGUCGGCGGCGGAAGCGCUGACGCAAAAGGGGCCGGGCAAGGCGUUCGCGAUCCCGGCGGAUCUCCAGAAGCUCGAGGACUGCGAGAAGCUAGUGGCGACGCUGUCGGAGAAGACGGGCGGGAAGCUGCACGUGCUGGUGAACAACUCGGGGGCGGCGUGGGGAGACUCGUUCGAGACGUACCCGGACUCGGCGUGGACGAAGCUGCUGACGCUGAACCUGCACCGCGUCUUCACCCUCACCCAGCUCGCGGCGCCGCUGCUCGAGGCGGCGGCCGCCGCUUCCGCCGGCGCCUCCGACCCGGCGCGCAUCAUCAACAUCGGCAGCGUCGACGGCCUGCGCGUGCCGCUGAUGAGCAGCUUCGCGUACAGCGCCAGCAAGGCUGGUCUGCACCACCUGUCUCGCGCGCUGGCGAGGGAGCUGGGGCCCAGGGGCAUCACGAGCAACACCCUUGCGUGCGGUCCCUUUGAGAGCAAGAUGAUGAAGGCGACGCUGGAUUCCAUGCGCGACACCAUCGAGGGGGAGAUACCCAUGCGCAGGAUCGGCACGCCGCAGGACGUCGCCGGGGCGUGCCUUUUCCUGUCGUCGAGGGCCGGCGCGUUUGUCACUGGUGCGACGAUUACUGUCGAUGGCGGAAUUGUUCUGGCUUCCAAGUUGUAA
Molecule: messenger RNA, 804 nt
Organism: Colletotrichum truncatum
Lineage: Eukaryota; Fungi; Ascomycota; Sordariomycetes; Glomerellales; Glomerellaceae
Source: RefSeq, a predicted model, not a curated record